Molecule: messenger RNA, 1431 nt
Organism: Neolamprologus brichardi
Lineage: Eukaryota; Metazoa; Chordata; Actinopteri; Cichliformes; Cichlidae
Source: RefSeq, a predicted model, not a curated record
CAAACAAGGUUGGGAACUGGUUUCAUCUCCACUGGCUGGAUGGAGAUGUUAAAGCGUUUUAAAAAGAAGUUGGUUCUUGUCUUCAUCACUGCACUCUUCCUCUUUUUGGUCUUCACUGUGAAAACGCCCAGCACAUACAAAUCAAUCCCAAAACCAUUUGGGCGGCCAAGUGCUUGCUCCAUGAGGAUAUCCGAGCAGAUCAUCACGCCGCUUAACAAUACCAAGCACUUACUGGUGUCAGCCUACAUGGACCAAAGAGUGAAGGAUUUUGAUAUACGCAUCAUUGGCAUAUUUAGGAGAGACUCCAUCCAACCCCUUCACUGCUUUUUCUGCUGUACUGGUUAUUUGAGUAAAACCACUCCAGCAGCAAUUUUCCAGCAUCCAGAUAACUUUGGUUUUCCCUUUGUCACUACGGAUGUCAUGUGUCAGAUUCCUCAGAACUGCAAUGCGAGACGUGUCACUCUCUUGACUACACCAGACAAAGAGAGUCCAUCUACUGAUCAAUGGCUCCCAAUAAGAAACAAAGACACUGUUGGACAGAAGGAAGAAAACAUGCAGUUUGACUUCACAGUCUGCAUCUCUAACCUCUUUGGUGACUACAACAAUGUGCUUCAGUUUGCACAGACUCUGGAGAUGUACAAGUUGCUGGGUGUGAACAGAGUGGUGAUCUAUAACACCAGCUGUGGUCCAGAGCUCAAUCGCCUGUUGCAGAGUUACAGUGACGAGGGCUUUGUGGAAAUGGUUCCUUGGCCCAUUGACAAGCAUCUGAAUCCAUCUCGUGGCUGGCUUCACUCAAAGCAUGGAGGGGAUUUGCAUUACUAUGGCCAACUGACCACACUUAAUGAGUGCAUUUACAGAUCAAUGGAGCGUUCUCGCUACGUCCUGUUGAAUGACAUUGAUGAGAUUAUAAUGCCAUACCAGCACGAUGACCUGAUGUCUUUGAUGAGCACGCUCCGAAAUCAGCAUCCAAAUGCAGGAGUGUUCCUUAUUGAGAAUCAUAUUUUCCCAAAGAAACACUUUGAGCCAAGUGGACGGUUUCACCUGCCUCAGUGGAACGGGGUGCCAGGAAUUAAUAUUCUGGAGCACAUCUACAGGGAGGACCCCGCCAGAAACAUGUACCAUCCACACAAGAUGAUAGUUCGACCAAGAAUGGUGGAGGGGACUUCAGUCCAUGAAGUGAUCAAGAAUUUUGGAGAAUGCUACAAGGUUCCACUAGAUGUUUGUCGGAUCAUUCAUGUCCGUGUGGCUCUACAGGGAUCAUUAACCCUGGAGCACCUUAAUGUGGAUAAACGACUGUGGGACUUUCAGGAAAAACUCAUUCCCAAUGUGGACAAGGUGUUGAAGAGGGUGGGGAUGCUGAACUUGACAUAGAACUAAUGGAUAAGAUGUAAAGGCACUACGAUGGACACUUAUUAAACACAGUGAAUCAGA